This is a messenger RNA of Diceros bicornis minor, 2925 nucleotides long. RefSeq names its product gasdermin D (gene GSDMD). Gene Ontology annotation, biological process: defense response to bacterium; pyroptotic inflammatory response. Lineage: Eukaryota; Metazoa; Chordata; Mammalia; Perissodactyla; Rhinocerotidae. Gene Ontology annotation, molecular function: phosphatidylinositol-4,5-bisphosphate binding; phosphatidylinositol-4-phosphate binding; phosphatidylserine binding. Bases 1178 to 2731 code for a protein of 517 amino acids. Gene Ontology annotation, cellular component: NLRP3 inflammasome complex. The record is from RefSeq and is a predicted model, not a curated record. The transcript is spliced from 10 exons.
UGGGUCUGGACACCCAGCGGGCCGUGCGCUCGCUUGGCGGCUCCCGGGCAGAGCUGGCGCAACCCUGGCCCACAGAGCAGCCUCGCUUCACUUUGUGGGCCUGGACCCUGGGCGCCACGGUCACGGUGAGCUGCACCCCACGCCCAAGCGCACGGCUCCUCCCUUGCUGCCUCCCCUGGCGCCUGGGUGGGGCCCCCUUGUUCUGGGUGGGGGGACGCUGACCUUUUUGUGGGGCAACCUGGUCCCAGCACCCUCUCAGGACUUCCCACAGUCCCGGCCCGGCUGGGGGAAGCCCCAGGCCUCUGGGAAGGUGGCCACCUCGCCAGCCCGGCUGGGUUUGGGCUUGCCUCCUGGGUCAGCCCUCCAGGCACCCCUUGCCCCCGCCUCUGAUUUCAGACCCGCACUGAGGCUCAGAGGCUUCCUACCCAGUCAGGAUGGCCAGCUUCUCUCCCUGGGGCCCAGGUCUCCUGUGUCCUGGGUCUGGCUUGCUUUGUCCUCUGACUCCUGAAAGCUCAGCCUUGCACUGGUGGCUCAUGGAGCUCCAGGCACGGAGAAAGCCCUAGAGAACACCAUGGGAGCUGGGGACACUCUGGCUGGCCUUGCUGUGGGCCCUGUGCUACGUGUCCAGGAGAUGGUGGCUUCAUUUCUCCCCUGCCCUCUGGACACCUCAGCCAGGGAGGUGGCUGCUACAACAGAUAAAGCAUCAGCCUGGGGGUCACCCAAAGGCCCCCCCCCCUUGCCCUACCCUCCCUCGUUGGCUGCUUUUCAUGAGUGGCUGUAAGCCUUGUUGGGCUGACAAAGGGUGGAGGCCUUGGUGGGUGGCCGAUGCCAGCCCCCCAGCACUGAGAGUCCCAGGGCUUUCUUGGGCUGCUUGUGGGCACUCUGGCCAUGGAACAGUUGGUGUGAAUGGCCUGAGUCCUGCUGAGGGCUGAGAAUGAUGUCCUGGCCUGGACGUGCUCACAGCCCCAUGGAGAGAUAGACGAGUGGAUGGCAGGCUGGGCACUCCGUUUCUUUCUGUGUUGGCUGAUGGUCAGGGCAGGAGCUUUCUGCCAGCCAGAGUGUCCCUGGACUGGCUUGCAGGCCUGCUUUGGAGGGAAAGAGCUCCCCAUCGUUGGAGGCAUCCAAGUACCACCAUUCCCCUCAUCCCCCAUCCUGCUCUUCCAGCCCUGAGGGCACAAUGCCUGACCCAUCUGCCCUCCUCAGGAGCAUGGCGUCGGCCUUUGAGGGGGUAGUCAAGAGUGUGGUCCGGGAGCUGGACCACAGUGGGGACCUCAUUCCGGUGGACAGCCUGCGGAGCUCCACCGGCUUCCAGCCCUACUGCCUUUUGGGCAGGAAGCCUUCGAGCUUGUUCUGGAGACACCGCUACAAAUGUGUCAACCUGUCCAUCAGGGACAUCCUGGAGCCCAACGCCCCGGAACCAGGACAGGCGGUGGCCGGUAGGACGGGGGACCUCAGCUCUGGUCUUGCUCCAGCUGUGGAGCAUGGCGGCCCCGUCCACUUCCAUGACACUGUGGACGGGCGGCUGAAGGGCAGUGUGGAGCUGACAACCCCAGGACAAGGGAGGUUGGAAGGCGAGGCCUCCGUGUCCGGCAGCUCCAGCGCCUCGAUGAACGUGUGCACACUUCGAGUAGCCCCCAGCACCUGGCAGGCCAUGCACCAAGAGCGGCGCCUGCGGCAGCCUGAGCACAAGGUCCUGCAGCAGCUGCGGAAUCGUGGGAUCGAUGUGUUCGUGGUGACUGAGGUGCUGCAGACGCAAAAUGAAGUGGAAGUCACCCGGACCCACAGGCAGGAGGGCUCAGGCCAGUUUGCACUGCCUGGAGCCCUGUGCUUGCAGGGCCAGGGCCAAGGCCACCUGAGCCGGAGGAAGACAGUCACCAUCCCCCCAGGCAGCAUCCUCGCAUUCCAAGUGGCACAGCUGGUUAUUGGCUCUGACUGGGACAUCCUCCUCUUCCCCAAGAAGAAGCAGAGGACCUUCGGGCCACCCCAGGCAGACCCCAAGCCUUCCAGAGGUGCAGGCGGCCAGGCACAGCGGACUUCCGAUGACGACUUCAAGAGCAUCCCACCGUCUGACUGCAUCCUGAAGGAGUCGGAUGGGCCUGCUGAGGGCUGGUUGGUGGCCACCAAAGAUUUCCAGGGCCUGCAGACAGAGGUGAGGGCCCAGGCCAGGGGCCUGGAGAGCUUGUGCAAAGAGCUGUGUGAGCAGCUGCUGGGAGGCCUGGGGCAGGUGCUGCGGGACGAGCUGGCCCUACAAGCCCUGGAGGAGUUGCUGGAGCAGGGCCUGUGCUGCGGGCGGGUGGAGCCUCUAGACGGUCCAGUGGGCGCCGUCCUUGAGUGCCUGGUGCACUCCUCCAGAAUGCUAGAAAAGGAACUUGCCUGCCCCAUCUCUUACCUGCUGGGAACACUGGAUGUGCUGAAUGAAACCCAACACGUGCUGCUGGCCGAGGUGCUGGAGACAGGGGCCCUGUUGGAGCAGUUCAAGCUGGUGGGGAGCCUUUUGGAGCAGAGCUCCCCAUGGCAGAGAGGCAGGGCGGUAUCCCUGCUGCCCGGGCUCCUGGGGAGCAGCUGGGGCCCAGAGGCGCCCGCCUGGGUCCUGCUGGAGGAGUGCGGCCUAGAGCUGCAGGUGGGCGCCCCCCAGGUGUGCUGGGAGCCAGAGGCCCAGGGCCGCACGUGUGCACUCUACGCUUGCCUGGCGAUGCUGUACACUCUACACCUGCCUGGCAGUGCACUUUAGGCCUGCCUGGCAGUGCUGAGCCAGCCCCACUUAGCCUGCACGCUUGCACACCUGGACAGCUCUCCAGGCAGAGCAGAGCUCACACCCACCCAGCUGCCAGCCCUGGGAAGGCGAGAGCCCAAUGCAGCCGUGUGGCCAGGUCACCAUGGCACCAGGAGUUGGGGAAAGUCAAUAAAUGUGAUGUACUAAGGAAA